AUGUCAAACCCUGGACAUUCUAGCUCCCUAGCGAGACAGCACACACAUGACAUCGAGAUAGGCAUUUCAGAUGCCCUUCAGCGUCAUGUCACCCGACACGUCGUACAGCCCAAGCCAGUCUCGCAACGAAAACUGAACUUUGAGCACAAGAGACCUCGCAUUCUUCGAGAGAUGAUGGCCGAAGCAACAGGCGUCUUCUUCUACGUUUUUGCUGGCAUUGGUUCCGUUGCAUCCUUCACACUUGCGACAACGAGUGAUGCAGGUAGAGCACUUGGUGUCCCUGUAUUUGGCUCUCUCUUCCAAAUCGGAUGGGCUUUCGCAAUGGGCAUCGCCUUCGCCAUUAUCACUUGUGGCCCAACUUCUGGAGGUCACUUCAAUCCAGCCAUCACUAUCUGUCUCUGGCUCUGGCAAGGCUUUCCGUUGAGAAAGGUUCCCCAUUACAUCUUUUCCCAGAUAUUCGGCGCUUUCAUGGCUGGCCUGAUGCUCAUGGGAUGCUACUGGCCUCAAAUUCAAGCGGCAAAAGCAAUCGACCUGGAAAUGCAUGGUACCGCUGUCUAUAACGGUGGCGUGGCUAGCAUCCUCUGCCCCUUUCCCAACCCAGACCAGACCAACCAAGGGUUUCUCUUCUUCCAGGAAUUCUUCGUGGACUCAUACAUUGGCAUCGUCAUAUGGGCAUGUCUUGACCCCGCGAAUCCCUUUGUCAGUCCCCAGUCUGUACCUCUAGUCAUCGGCAUCGCCUAUGCCACGAUGGUCUGGGGCUUCGCCGGUAACACUAUCUCCACCAACCUCGCCCGUGAUCUCGGCACUCGUAUUGUGGCUGCUAUCUUCUUCGGCCGCGAAGCCUUCACCUUCAGUAACAGUUACAGCUGGAUAUCCAUCCUGGUCAACGUUCCGGCUACAAUUUUCGCCACAGGGUACUACGAGUUCCUUAUGAGAGAUAGUUUGCAAAAGAUUCACGCCGGACAUGCCGAGCACGCGCAAGGUGAGGAAGGCUUGCAGAAGCAUCUGAGUAGGGUCACAGGCGACGAUAUCACCCAGAAUGGCGUUGAGAAUGGGCUGGCCAACCAGGGUUAUAUGAAUGCUGCAGAUGGGGUCACUAAGAAACAAUUUUGA
This is a messenger RNA of Exophiala mesophila, 1113 nucleotides long. RefSeq lists its product as uncharacterized. Gene Ontology annotation, cellular component: plasma membrane. Gene Ontology annotation, molecular function: glycerol channel activity; water channel activity. The record is from RefSeq and is a predicted model, not a curated record. The coding region runs from base 1 to 1113 and encodes 370 amino acids. The transcript has a single exon. NCBI's taxonomy places the organism in Eukaryota, Fungi, Ascomycota, Eurotiomycetes, Chaetothyriales, Herpotrichiellaceae. Gene Ontology annotation, biological process: water transport; glycerol transmembrane transport.